This is a messenger RNA of Glycine soja, 908 nucleotides long. RefSeq names its product organ-specific protein P4-like. NCBI's taxonomy places the organism in Eukaryota, Viridiplantae, Streptophyta, Magnoliopsida, Fabales, Fabaceae. The record is from RefSeq and is a predicted model, not a curated record. The coding region runs from base 197 to 616 and encodes 139 amino acids. The transcript has 2 exons.
GAACUAUUGGAACUCAAAUGCACGCACCUACAUGAUGAAUGUAGAAGUUGUAAAGGGAGAGCAUUACUCUUCCUGAUUUUAAUCUGAACCACUCUUUUUUCUUCUACUUUUUUAUUUUUCAUUUUGGGAAAGUUUAGCCAUCUAUGUACUCUUCCCAUUUUCCUAUAAGUUUUUCACACAAACACAUACAUAUCGUAUGUGUGUGGAUCACUUCUUGCCUAUAAAAAGAGAUGCUCAGAGGCUUAAGGUCCUAGCCUUCACAAAUCUAAUGAGAACUCCAUAUCUUAGCAAAAAAAUGAAGUCCUUUGCUUUUUUCGUAGUCUUUUCUCUUCUGGUUGUCAACCUCAGCUAUGCAAGAAAAGACAUGGGAGACUAUUGGAAGAAUAUGAUGAAUGGCCAACCUAUGCCUGAAGCAAUCAAAGACCUCCUUGUUCAAGAUCCACAAGUAUCAGAUGCAGUGAAGGAUCAUUUUAUUAGGGACUUUGAUAUAAAGCCUAAUAUCAUAUUAUAUCACACACAUGUUGUGCCCAACAAGCAGAAGCAGAAGCAGAAUAUUCAGCAGGCUAUGGCCAAGAAAUUAGAACCAAAGUUUCAAGGAACUGAAAGACAUGGUUGAACAAACUAUAAAAAAUUUAAGCUCAAAUCAUUUGCUCGUGAUUAGAGAUGAAGAUACAAAUAUAUCUCUAGAUAGUAUAUGACCCAUAAAGAUCAUGGUCUUAAUUUAGUAUCUUGUAGAGCUAUUUGUUUCUAAGCCUCUCUUUUUCUGCUGAACACUUGAAGCCUUUAUUUAUAGAUGUAUCUUCUAUAUGGUUAUCCCUUUUUUUAUUAGUUCCAUAUAUAUUAUCUUUGAGUCCUGCAGAAUUUUUAUGAUCAAUAGACAUGAUGCAUAUUGUCAGGAUUACUCUUCA